ACAAAACUUCUCACCUUUUCCCGGCACGAAUUCACGAGAUCUCUUGCGAAUCUUUGAUAUCUCUCACAACUUUUAAAACUAUAUUUCUUUAAAUGACACGCGACUGAAUAAAACAAAGCACUUCAAUAGACCUCCUGUUUAAAAUCGCACAUGUCAGAAUCCUUACAUUGAUCUGUAUCCUCAUUCCCUUUACAGUUGUUUUAAAGCAUUAAACCUCCUCGUUCCGUUUAUUCUGCAUUUAAAAUAACGUAAUCUUUUUUUUACCACAACGUUUACUUCAUAAAUUAUUAUCUACUUAUCAAUAAUCAUUUACAAAGGUAUUCUGUAAAAUCUUGAACAUGUUUUUACGUAAUCUUGUAUAUUUGUUAAAAAGAUGUGAUGCUUUUUUUAAAAAUGUUGUAUUGUGGUCAACAGCACUGGCAGAGACCUGUUUUUUCCGACCUCAACAUUUUUUGAUGACAUUCAUAUUCAAAGCAUAAGUGAAGAAUUAUGCAUAAAUAUUUAACUGAAAUAAUUGUUAUAUAGUUCUAGAAAAACAAAAAAACAAACCCACUGACCGCUGUCUUUUGGACAUUUGAGGUCGAGGUUAUGGUUGUAUUGUAUAGUACACCACUUGUUUUGUUAGGACUACAUCACUGGUCACCAGUGUGUCUCAAGUUAUCUACAAAAUGAAAUAGAUUAUCUAUUACUAGUUAUUGUCAUUUAAAAGUAAUAAGUUGUAUAACAAUAUCACUGUCUUUGAAUUGUAAUGUCACACUACUUUUCGAUUCAUUUUGAGUUACUUUUAUCAAAAUUACCACAAAAGUAAGACUUCCCUGAUUCAAAUUCGAAUGGUUUCCAUUAAAACUCUACUGGAAACCAUGAGGUUAUAUUAAUACAUUUUUUGUAGUGUGUUUCAGGCAUCAUUUGUGUAUGAUUUAAUGGUUUCAUCAAUAUAACCCAACACAUACCAACAAGUAGUGACUUUUGUUUCCAUUACAACCCAUGAAAUUCCCAUCAUAGCCUUUAAAUCCAGUGGAGUUCAUGUGAUGGUUUCUAUCGCUUUUUCAUCAGUGUAUGCAUCCUAAAAUGCUAAAAUAUAGUUUAGUGCUGCUCAUUUUAAAUCCAAUGUGGGAAGAUGUGUUAAAGUUUUCCUCAGAUGUGCAUUUUCAACAAGUUGGUAUGGUUUAUUGGGGUCUUCAAGAAAUGUCUGGAACAUAUUUUGCUUAAAAACACUCGAUGGCUGUUUAAACAAAACCCUUCUAACAUCGUCAAAAACAUCUCUACUCACAGCAACCCGUUUUAGUGCAUGUCUCUUUAAAUGACAAUGAGUUAUAGUGAACCCCACCCCUCUUCCGUCCUGCUUGUCAACACAUGUGUAGUACUGCCGUGGCAAUGGUUUAGCUAAAUUAUAUUUCCUGAAUUCCUCUACGGUUUGUUUCAUCUUAAACGUGUCUCUAGACUAAAAAUGACGCCCCAGCAAACAGUGCUGACGUUGUGCGUGUAUGUUUGCCUAAAAUCAACAAUUUCAGAUGAAUUUAAAUACUCGACUGAACAAGAAUUUGAGGAACAUUGAAGGCCCACGCUGCAUAUAAGUAACAAUUGCUGUCAGAAUCUUAAAAGCAGACAAACAAAUGACCAUCCGGUGAAUUAUGUUGGACACAACUAUAAUACAACCUAUAGCCUGACGACAUGUUCAAACGCAGAACCUCUUUACUUACUUACGUUUUGUUUCUAUUCUUGUAGAAUUCGUUGCAGUUAUCUUAACCAUCGGAUUCCAGUGACAGGAAAUAGUGUAAUAAUCAUAGCAUUUUAAUCACCGAUAUGUCUUUUCUCAAUAAGUUGGGGGGAAAUACGUUGUUGUAACACGCAUUACUGACAUUGUAACAGGUAUAAUAUCACCCAAAUUUAUUUAGUUAUAGGUUAUAUAUUAAUGCUUUAUAUUGUUACUUUUGUAAUGCGUUACUCCCAAAACUGCCGGUCACUUACAUAGUCCCCUUUAAGGAGCGGGUGAAAAUGAGUGAGUAAAUUGGGAGUCUGGAAGCACUGCGGGCGCAAUCUGAUGCCGAGACGCAGGAAUUCAGCGCGAGCCUUACAUUAGAUGGCUAGCAGCCUGCCGUAGGUGUACAUCGGCUCUACACUCUUUAUUAUGAGGAAUCAUGGGAUUGAAUGAGCGCACUCAACUAUGAGUUCAGACACCACAGAAAAUGAAUGUCCCCUCAAGUAGUGCACUAUAUAAGGACGGAUGGGAUGUGGUCCAAACACACACAGGAGUCCGAGCUCAGCCUCACUUUACUCUGUUAUACUGACACAAACCCCACAGACGCUCAGGACACUGUGUGUGACAGUAAUCACACCUUGAAUCAGGAUGAAUCUACUGAUCAAACCUCCACAGAGUCUCUGGAUUCUGUCUGUAACGCUGGAGAACAGCAGAUCCUGAACACCAGACCACUGAACAUGUGUUCUGUCACACUGGUGGACUGCAGGAAACUGAUGGAGAUCAAAACAGAACUCGCGGUAAAGGAAGAACAGACUGAUGAAGAUGAGAAUCAUGAUGAUGAAGACGAUGACAAUUUAAUUCCCUCAGAUGAGAGCAGUGAAACAGAAGAGAUUCAAAGGAAGGAAAAAAAGCACGAGUGUCCUCACUGUGAGAAGAGAUUUUACAGUGUAUCUUGUUUUGAAAAACAUGUGCGUUUACACUGUGGUGGGAAAUGGUUUCUGUGCAGCGACUGUGGAAAAACAUUUACAAAUUCAGGUUAUUUAAAAUCACACCAAAAAAUACACACUGAGAAACUCUAUCAGUGUUCACACUGUGACAAACGUUUCCAUUCGAAGUCAUAUUUGAUGGUUCAUGAGAGAAUUCACACUGGAGAGAAACCUUUCCUCUGCUCCGAGUGUGGAAAGAGUUUUACUCGCAAGAAUAAACUCACAGAUCAUCAGAGAGUUCACACUGGAGAAAAACCUUAUCUCUGCAAUGUUUGUGGGAAGAGCUUUACUCGGUCUGAUGCUUUCAAAGAUCACCAGAGAGUUCACACGGGAGAAAAACCUCAUCACUGCAGUUUUUGUGGGAAGCGUUUUAGUCGACCUGACAAUUUAAGGACACACAAGAGACUUCAUACUGGAGAAAAACCUUACAAAUGCUGUCAGUGUGACAAGGCGUUUACUCAGCGAGUUCUUCUGAAACUCCAUCAGAAAGUUCACACUGGAGAGAAAUCCACCAGAUCAGCUGGAUUGAUUGCAGAGAAGCAGAGCGCUCAAGCAAACACAAGAAGCCAAUUGAUAAUCAUGACGUCACAGGCGGAAAAGACUGGCACAAACUCCAGGCACACGCAGGACUCAGAGCUCAGCCUCACUUUACUCUGUUAUACUGACACAAACCCCACAGACGCUCAGGACACUGUGUGUGACAGUAAUCACACCUUGAAUCAGGAUGAAUCUACUGAUCAAACCUCCACAGAGUCUCUGGAUUCUGUCUGUAACGCUGGAGAACAGCAGAUCCUGAACACCAGACCACUGAACAUGUGUUCUGUCACACUGAUGGACUGCAGGAAACUGAUGGAGAUCAAAACAGAACUCACAGUAAAGGAAGAACAGACUGAUGAAGAUGAGAAUCAUGAUGAUUUUGUUCCUUCAGUCAAACUGGAGAACAUCAGGAAGCUGGAGAUAAACACAGAACCCAAAUCAGAUGAAGAAAAGACUUGUGAAGACAGCGGGAACAUGAUAGACAUAGAACCUACAGGAGAGGAACUUUACACAGAGGAAGAUGACAAUCAUGAUGAUGAUGAUGGCGACUAUGAUGAUUAUGAUUUUAUUCCUCCAGAUGAGAGCGGUGAUUCAUGGUGUGAUGGAGAAACAGCUUCUACAUCCAAACAGCGACUGACAGCACAAACUCUUCAAAUGAAGACACAAAAUGAAGAAAAGUCUUUCUACUGCAGUGAAUGUGGCAAUUAUUUCCGCAGCAAAGGAUAUCUAGACAUUCAUCAGAGAAUUCACACUGGAGAAAAACCAUACGCGUGUCCUCACUGUGAGAAGAGAUUCAGUCAAAAACCUCAUCUGACGAAACACGUGCGUUUACACACAGAUGAGAGACCAUUUGAGUGCAGUGAAUGUGGAAAAACCCUUAAGAGUUCAGAUGCUUUAAAGUCACACCAAAGAUCACACUCUAAUGAGAAACUCUAUCAGUGUUCACACUGUGAUAAACGCUUCCUUAAAAAAUCCUAUCAGGUAUGUCACGAGAGAAUUCACACCGGAGUGAAACCUUAUCUCUGCUCUCACUGUGGAAAGAGCUUUUCUGAUCGUAGUUCUUACAAACAUCAUGUGAGAACUCACACUGGAGAAAAACCUUAUGAGUGCAGACUUUGUGGGAAGAGUUUUAGUCGUCAAAACAUUUUAACAAAACACCAGAGAAUUCAUACAGGUGAAAGACUUUUCAAAUGUUCUCAUUGUGACAAGAAGUUUGCUCGGCGAGAUGCCCAGAAAUCACAUGAGAGAGUUCACACUAGAGACAAAAAAACAGCACCAAAACCAUCAUAAGGGUCUUUUAUUAUUUUCUAUCUAAAGCUUCAACGUAUGCCAUUAGAAGCAUUGUUGUAUAUCUGAUCAGUAACUUCUUGUUCAUAUGAGAAUUGUAUUUCAUGAUUUACAUGUAUUUUUUUAACGUUAUUAUUCAUGAGCAGUUUUAAAGUGGUUCCUUUCUUCUGUUUUUAUAUACGCAACUGAAUGAUUUUAAGUUUCACUUCUGAAUAAAUACUGUGCGUCAGUCAAGAGUUUUUGACACGG
Molecule: messenger RNA, 4758 nt
Organism: Triplophysa dalaica
Lineage: Eukaryota; Metazoa; Chordata; Actinopteri; Cypriniformes; Nemacheilidae
Product: zinc finger protein 502-like
Exons: 6
Coding region: 2191-4512 (773 amino acids)
Biological process (GO): regulation of transcription by RNA polymerase II
Molecular function (GO): RNA polymerase II cis-regulatory region sequence-specific DNA binding; DNA-binding transcription factor activity
Source: RefSeq, a predicted model, not a curated record